UCAGCACAGUCGGUCCGCGUAAACAAAGGCUCCACCGCCGCCGCGUUACGAAAAGUAACCCGUGUCCACUGUCCACCGUCUAAUCCCGAGGGAACGAAAUAGCUUUACAAACGCGUAGAACCGUUGUCGUCCCGGUGUGUUUGCGGGACAGGAGCAGCUACGACUUUUCCCAUGCCGCAGUGUAACGUAUUAUCCGCGUACGCGUCGCCGCCGCCGCCGCCGCCACAUAAUCAUCGCGCGCGCGUGUGUGCAUGUGUGUGAGUGUGUGCCUGUGUACGUGUGCGUGUGUUCCGUACAAUUCGGUUGUGUUCAGUGUUGUUUAUCGCCGACUGGAUACUAACGUCUUGUCUCGCGUUCCGGCCGUAACCCGUUCAGAGAGCCGUGUGCCCACCGAGCCAUAUCCACCGGCGCCGACGACAUGGGACGCGAUCGCCGCACCGUCAACGCCACUGCGGCCGACCAUUGACCGGCGUUUCGUCGUCACCGCCGACGAUUUCUCGGGGUUUAACACUUUUUGAAGUAUAUUGUACAAAAUGUCUAAGGCAUGCAGGAUGUUGAAUCUGGACGAGGAUGGAUCUUCUACUCCAAAUACAGCAAUAAUUAAAUUAGAUCAAAAUAUGACAACUUUCUUAACACCAUCACCAUAUCAUUUACUAGAUCAUGAAUAUGGCAUGACACCACAAAAUCAAAUCAUUCCAAAUCCUCUUACAUCACCAUUAACAAAGUCACAAGGUGUAAAACGAAGAUUAAAUUUAGAGUCACUCAAUUUUGGAUAUGACGAUGUUACACCUUCAACAGCUAAGCUUAUGAGAAAAUGGUCCAGUUCAAGUGCUGGUAGUGAACCCAGUCCUGCUCAAAAUGUAGCAGGAAAGAAGUGUUCUGAACGUCCAACACGUUAUGAUACCUCUUUGGGCUUAUUGACCAAAAAAUUUAUUGGUCUGCUUGAAAAUUCUACAGAUGGUGUUGUUGAUUUAAAUAUAGCAUCAGAAAAGUUGGAUGUACAAAAACGAAGAAUAUAUGACAUAACCAAUGUUCUAGAAGGUAUUGGAAUUUUGGAAAAAAAAUCCAAAAAUAAUAUUCAAUGGAAGGGUGGAAAUGCAUUUGGGUCUGACAAAAAUAAUGUUCAACAGGACUUAGAAAAAAUGAAAGCCAAAGAAGAAGAAUUAGAUAAUUUGAUUUUAAAUACUGAACGAGAUAUAAAACAACUGACAGAAGAUAAAAGAUUUGGAUAUGUUACUUAUCAAGAUAUUAGGUCAAUUGAAUCAUUUAGACAAAAGACUGUUUUGGUUGUUAAAGCCCCUCCAGAAACUGAAUUACAAGUACCUCAAGAUCACACUGAUGGAGAUCAAAAGAUGUAUAUGAAAAGUAACACUGGUGAAAUAGAGGUGUUCUUAUGCCCAGAGUAUAAUACCAAUACAAUUUUACACCAACCACAAAGCCAGUUAAGGCCGUAUACAUCUCAGGGGGCCAAUAAUUCAACAAUUGGCAAUACGGUUAUAAAAUCGCCUCAAAAAUCUUCAGUUAUUCAACAGUCACCAACAUAUUUGUCACACAAAUAUAAGAUGGAAAACAUCAAGGAAUCUGAAACUGUAGAAAAUGUAGAGAAUACAACAAUAAGAAAAUUCAAGGAAGAGCCAUUGGAUGAUCAGCAGUAUAUACCUAGUACAAGUGGUUCCGCCAAAGAUACAUUUGAGAUAUCUUGUGAACCUUUCUUGAUGCUUGAACCUCCAAACGAAGAUGACUACAACUACUGUCUGGACUCAGAUGAGGGUCUUGGUGACUUGUUUGGCUUCAGGUUAUAAAUAGGUUAAUACAAUUAUUCUUAGUAUAUAUAUAAAUGUGUGUUUAUUUUUUUUUGCUAAUUGUAAAUCCCUUCGUUUUCCCCCUUGUAUAACAAUUCUUUUAUUUACUUACCAUUUGGUAUAUCUAUUUAAUUAAACAAUUUUUUAUUUCAUAUUUUUUUAAACAAAAUUUUAAUUUAUCCCAAGUUAAAUUUUCUUGAAUAACUAUUAUUUAAAAACCAUUAAUUUUACUAUGUAUUAUGUUUUUAUUUUAGUUUCCAAUCUAUUUUUUAUUUUUUGGACAUACAAUUAUUUUGAUAUCAAGGUACAAAAAUAAGUAUUUUCGAGUAUCGUUGUAUAUUUGAAAUUAAAAAUUCGGUUAUGAAAAUGUGUUCAAAUUAUUAUUUAUUUUGUUUUAACCAAUUUUAUUUCUGUUUAUGUCCUUUUCGUUAAUGUGCAAUUUUUGGUCGUUUAUUUACUAGUAAUUUGUUACUAUGCUAAAUAUGCGCUAUUUUUAAAAGAGACAAAAUUAUAUUUUAUGCUAUUUAGUGCCUUUUAUUUGUUAAAAAUAAAUUUUGAGCUUUCCCUUAAAACAAAACUGUUGUACAAGGAAUGGGUAUGCUCGCCAUUCAGAACUGAAACACACCUUGUGUAUUAUAAAAUCAUCAAUUUCUGUAUAUUAAAAUGUCUAAAAUAUAAAUUGUAUAUUUUAUUACUUUUAGAUUUAGAAUUUACCUAUAGUGAUUAAGUGAAAAUUAGAAUUAAUAUUCCAAAAUUAAUUAUGUAAAUUUACCUUUAUGUAAGUACUCAAAUUUGUUUUUUUUUUAUACACUUGUAUAUUGAGACAAUGUAUUUUUUCCUCUUCAUGAUCUAUACCCAAUCCGGCGAUCUCAAUCGAUUGAUACACUACAUUAUACCUGAUGUCCAUUUUGGAUUAAAAUUUAUUUUAACACUACAAGUUGUUGGUUACUCAACAUAUACAAAUGUGUAGUGUGUGUUGUUACAAACCUAUUUGGUCUGAACUCUGAAGGUCUUUGUAUGUGUAUUCCUACCACGUAUAUUUACCGCGAUAAUGUUCUUACAUAGAUGUGAAAUUUAGUUCAAGAUCAACCAAUUUUAUAAUUUGCAUACAAAUUUUUUUGAAUGAAUUAAUCUUAUCGAUAUUUAACAUUAAAAAAAUACUGUGUAUAUCAGUGACGACUCCUAAAUUUGAAACUCUGUGGCGAACCUAAAUAAUCAGGGUAUUGUAACCACCAAUAAGAGUCCUCCCGCCAGCUGAGAAUUGCUGAUAUACAUCAUCAGUUUCUAGUUUACUUUUUAAGUAGUUUUAAUAUAGUAUAUUAUCUCUUGUGCUAUCAAUGACAAUUUGGUUUAGCAUUCAGUAAGAUUAGUGAAUUGGUUUCUGUAUUAAUCAAAUGUUCGUCCAAUUGCAUUUUACCAUGCACUUUUAGCUCAUUAAGUACCUAUCAAUUGCUUUAAUGUAAAUUUCACAAUCUUCUUGAGUCUUAUUGUUAAAUAUAUUUUCCACAGGUCGGUAAUUUUUGAAAUACAUUUGAAUGAAAAUUUUCAGAUAAAUAUCUACCUUAAAUCUGAAACUCACCUUUUGUUUUGGUAUUUUUCUUCUUUAUUAUUAUUAUUAUUAUUAUUAUUAUUAUUUUUUUUUUUUUUUAGGACAACAUGCCAAUGUAAUUUAUAUAUUUAUUAUUAUUAUUUUAGUUUAAUUAUUAAUAUACAAUAGACAUUUUUGA
Messenger RNA from Metopolophium dirhodum (rose-grain aphid), 3529 nucleotides. Its product is annotated as transcription factor E2F6-like. The record is from RefSeq and is a predicted model, not a curated record. Gene Ontology annotation, biological process: regulation of transcription by RNA polymerase II. The transcript has 10 exons. Bases 534 to 1802 code for a protein of 422 amino acids. Gene Ontology annotation, molecular function: DNA-binding transcription factor activity, RNA polymerase II-specific; protein dimerization activity; RNA polymerase II cis-regulatory region sequence-specific DNA binding. Lineage: Eukaryota; Metazoa; Arthropoda; Insecta; Hemiptera; Aphididae. Gene Ontology annotation, cellular component: RNA polymerase II transcription regulator complex.